This is a messenger RNA of Auanema sp. JU1783, 1218 nucleotides long. NCBI's taxonomy places the organism in Eukaryota, Metazoa, Nematoda, Chromadorea, Rhabditida, Rhabditidae. The record is from the annotation of a GenBank genome assembly.
AUGACAAGCCCUCUAUCGACUAUCGGUGUUGGAAUUCUGGGAACGCAUGUUCUUUGGGAAGACAUUGAAACUGAAAUUCAGAAAACUCUCGGAGUCACAGCUAAGUUCGGAGAAAAUAAGACAGUGAAGAACAUUGGUGAUGGAAUCGGCUUUCUUUCACGCAUCUGUUUGAUUCAUCCUGAUUGGCAAAAUAAUUCAUCUGAACUUCCUCAAACGUUUGUAGUUAAGAUUAUCAGUCAACUGCCAAUGAUAGAAGUUGACGGUGUUAGUGCUGUUACUCUAUUCUUAGAACAGAAGAGCCCAUUGUUGCUGAGGGUUGAAAUCGAUACAUAUAAUCUAUUCAAUAAGUAUGGAGAUAAUAGUUUUGCUAUAGGAAAGAUGUUGGGUCAUCGAUAUUUGGAUGAAACGAACCAGGCAAAAGGAUUUUUCAUAAUGGAAUAUAUGGGAAACAAUAAACCAAUCGGACUUUUUGACAACAUAUCCAUCGAAAAUUGUCGAGAAGUUAUCAAAGUUAUUGCAAAGUGGCAGUCCGUUAGCUUGAAACAGUCUGCCGAAUUUGAAAAGUAUGAGACUCAUUUCCUGUCAAAAACAUAUGGCCUCGAUGUUGCCUUCAAAUGGUGUAUACAGACAGUUGAUGGGAUUCGUGACAUCGAUCAUCCCAAAAUUAAAAGUAUGUUGCAAAAACUAGAUGAAGUUGUUCAUCACUUAUGUACUGAGGAGAACAUUCGAAAAUUCGAUGAAUUACCUGAUAAACUCAAAAUCAAGCGAGUGUUUGGCCAUUUCGACCUUUGGAGUUCUAAUGUGCUAUGGGACCGCAAAGAGAACGGAGAGCUGUCUUUGAAAGCCAUAAUUGAUUAUCAGUUAGGAAGUCUAACUAAUCCAAUAAUUGAUUUCCUGAUGUUUUUGGUAUGCAAUAUCAAUGCUGAUGUGAGACGUUCUCAUACAAAACAGUUUCUCCAAGACUUCCAUGGCUAUCUCAGUGCCGAAAUGGAUGGACAAAGCCCUUUCACUAUUGAACAACUGGAAGACUUAUACCAGCGCCUAUUCCCUAUUGGAGUUCUGUUGAUAUAUGGAAUGGUUGGUCCAACCUAUCUUUCCUUGGUUGAAAAACACCCGUCUGAUUCAAACAGACUUCUAGAAGUCUUGGAGAAGAAAUUCAUACCAACACUUCAGGAAGUUAUUGACGUUCAUGAACAGAACAAGGAACCCUUUAACUAA